Messenger RNA from Periconia digitata, 264 nucleotides. NCBI's taxonomy places the organism in Eukaryota, Fungi, Ascomycota, Dothideomycetes, Pleosporales, Periconiaceae. The record is from the annotation of a GenBank genome assembly.
AUGCGAGAUGGUUUUGAAAAUCAAUUUGGAUUCGAGCUCGAUAUGCAGAAUACCCCGCAAUCCAUCAUCUGUUUUCAGAAGCUCCCAGAUGCCUGGUGUAUUCAGCGCCAAUUAAGCGUGCGCUAAGAGUAUCGCGAGCAAUGAAUGUCUUCGAAAUCAUCGGACAGCUUUCGGGUCAAUUAGUCGCUUUUACACUAAAAGAUGGGAGCAUCUGCCUACCGAGGUGCCUGAAGAUCCAUCCAGGAUUUUUUUGGCUCUUUCAAU